Molecule: messenger RNA, 756 nt
Organism: Fraxinus pennsylvanica
Lineage: Eukaryota; Viridiplantae; Streptophyta; Magnoliopsida; Lamiales; Oleaceae
Source: the annotation of a GenBank genome assembly
AUGGUUGUUAUGUAUGCUAUUUAUCAUGGACUGGAAGUCCUUAAAACCAUUGCCCAAAGGGUUCAUGGUCUGGCUGAAACAUUUUCCACUGGACUGAAAAAACUUGGGACUUUAGAAGUCCAAGGUCUUCCUUUCUUUAAUAUUGUAAAGGUCAAGUUUGCUGACUCAAAAAUCAUUGUUGAUGCUGCUUAUAAGAAUGAAAUAAAUGUGCAGAUUGUGGACAAGAAUAUUGUGAUAUUCACUGCUGCAUCUCUUGUGUCAGAGGUUCAAACUAUGAUUCCUCCAGGGCUUGCUUCAAUCAAGGGAUCUCUCAUUGUGCCACAGUAUGAUUCCAUUGGGAUCUUGUACUAUGAAGUUGAACCAACAACUGAGAUGAUGCCAGUGACAUGGCCUGCCUUUGCAGACCUCCACCCGAAAAUAUUCAAAAACUUAGGUGAAUUGUUGUGUGUAAUUACUAGUUUUGAUUCAUUCUCUCUACAACCUAAUGCUGGUUCUGCUGGUGAGUAUGCCAGAUUGAUGGUCAUUCGUACAUAUCAUAUGUCGAGAGGAGAUCACCACCGUGAUAUAUGUAUUAUACUAGUCUCAGCACAUGGAACAAAUCCUGCAAGUGUUGCCUUGUCUAGGAUGAAAAUUGUUGAUGUUGGAACAGAUGCCAAGGUAAACAUUAACUUUGAAGAGUUACAGAAAGCUUCUGAAGCAAAUAAGGAAAAUCUAGCUACUCUUACGUGUUCUUGUGCUGCUGCUGCUAUUGAAUAA